Messenger RNA from Salvia hispanica, 1407 nucleotides. RefSeq names its product KAR-UP F-box 1 (gene KUF1). NCBI's taxonomy places the organism in Eukaryota, Viridiplantae, Streptophyta, Magnoliopsida, Lamiales, Lamiaceae. Gene Ontology annotation, molecular function: protein binding. The record is from RefSeq and is a predicted model, not a curated record.
CCGUAUUAUUUUUUGAAGAAAGAGAAAGAAAAAUGGGUUCAUUAUCAAAUAGUGCAUCAAUCAAACUUGAAUUCCCCUCUUCUUUCCUCCUUCCAUUACCUCUCCGAUGAGCAAUCCCAUCUCCUCCACAAAAAGGCCAAAGCACCACCACGAAGAUGCCGCCGACCACCGCCACCAGCCGCUACUCACCGGAAUCCCCGAUCACCUGAGCCAAAUCUGCCUCUCUCUCGUCCCCCCUUCCACACUCUACUCCGUCUGCAGCUCAUGGCGCCGCCUAAUUUGGUCUCCCUCUUUUCCCCCUUUUCUCUCUCUCUACGCCCUACUUCUCCCCGCCGAUAACCUCCACCACCACCUCUCGUCGAAUUCCCUGCAAUUCGCCUCCUUCGAUCCGAUCUCCGCCAAAUGGCAGCCGCUCCCCCCGCCGCCGCCGGAUUGGCAGCUCAGAUUCCUCUUCCGCCACCCCUCCUUCAUCUCGCGGAGGAUCCCCGUCCAAUCCGUCGCCGUCGCCGGCAAGCUCGUCGUCCUCGCCGCCUCCAACGACGACUUCCUCCCCGCCCUAUCGCAGCCGAUGAUUUUCGAUCCGAUCUCCGGAAAUUGGACGCUCGGACCGCCGCUCGCCGCCCCCCGCCGGUGGUGCGCCGCCGGCGCUUCUCGCGGCGCCGUCUACGUCUCCAGCGGCGUCGGAUCUCAAUACAACACCGACGUCGCCAGAUCCGUCGAGAAGUGGGAUGUAGGCUCGCUAAACCACCACCAACCGCCGCUCCGCCGCCGCUGGACUUGGCAGAAGCUGCGAAAUCUCAAAGACGGGAAAUUCAGCCGCGACGCGAUCGACGGCGUGGGAUGGAGGGGGAAAUUGUGCAUGGUGAACGUGAGCGGCGUCGCGGCGAAGGAUGGGAUAAUUUACGACAUCGAGAAGGAUUCGUGGGCGGAGAUGCCGGAGGGGAUGCUGGCGGGGUGGAGGGGGCCGGCGGCGGCGAUGGAUGAGGAAACGAUCUACGUCGUCGACGAAUCAAAAGGCCUCCUCAAAAAAUACGAUCACGCCAAAGACGCGUGGGCCCACCUGGUGGUGGAUGACAGGCUUAAAGGCGUGCACCACCUCGCCGCAGCCGGCGGCAAGGUCUGCGGAUCCGCCGCCGACGGCAGCACCAUUGUGGUGGUGGAUGUGGCGGCGCCGCCUCCUGCCCGGCUGUGGGAGGUGGAUGCGCCGCCUGGAUUCCAAGUCUCGGCGCUCCAUAUAUUGCCUCGAUUGAGCAACAAUGCUACCUAAAAUUUUUUGAUUCAUUUAUUUGAUUUUUUUUAGUUUAAUUUUGGAUUAAUGUUAAAAAAAUGGAUUAUUGUUUAGGUAGAAAGGUGAAUAUUGGUUGUGAGAUUUUUGUUUUGUGAAAGGCAUUUUAAAAGGAUUUGGAA